AUGUGGGAACAGCUCACGGAUGCAUCUCGUGCAGCUUUGAACAGCAGCGAUAACUUUGGAAGGGCUGAGGUUCCGUUCAGUGAUGAAAAAUCGUAG
This is a messenger RNA of Phytophthora nicotianae INRA-310, 96 nucleotides long. RefSeq lists its product as hypothetical. The record is from RefSeq and is a predicted model, not a curated record. The transcript has a single exon. The coding region runs from base 1 to 96 and encodes 31 amino acids. Lineage: Eukaryota; Oomycota; Peronosporomycetes; Peronosporales; Peronosporaceae.